Molecule: messenger RNA, 780 nt
Organism: Saccoglossus kowalevskii
Lineage: Eukaryota; Metazoa; Hemichordata; Enteropneusta; Harrimaniidae
Product: TNF receptor-associated factor 3-like
Biological process (GO): regulation of apoptotic process; signal transduction; regulation of canonical NF-kappaB signal transduction
Cellular component (GO): cytoplasmic side of plasma membrane; plasma membrane signaling receptor complex
Molecular function (GO): zinc ion binding; tumor necrosis factor receptor binding
Source: RefSeq, a predicted model, not a curated record
GGACAUGUGACUGAUAUCCAACAUCAUCUAAAUACAGCAUCCUCAGAACAUAUGCAAAUGAUUCUAAAGUCUCAUGAAGUAUUGGAGUUGAAGCAUGCAGAACUUGACAGGAAAUAUUCAGAACUAUACAACCAGAAAAGUAUUGUCGAGAACAAAUUCAAACAACAAUCGGAAGAGUUACAAGAAAUCAAAAAGAAGAAUAUAAAACUUGACGAGAGAGUCAAAGACUUGCAUAAAACCCUUGCAAUGCAGAAUGACAAGAUAAUAAAACUGGAACAUGAUUUGAAAGAGAAAGCUUUGAAGACAGAUGUAGAGAAAAACAGAACACUUGUACAUGCUGUUCAGGAGAGUUGUGCAGAGUUAACAACCCGGAUGGACCAGAUUGAAAGGAGACCAAUGGUUAGAUCUUCUGGUGGUGCAAACUCUAAGGACGUCGAUGAGUUACGUAAACAGCUUGUACAAGUAGGUACACAGCUUGGUAUGCAUGAUGUAAGACUUGCAGAACAGGAUCUACGUUUCCAAGUGUUAGAGACAGCUUCUUAUGAUGGGAUUCUGAUAUGGAAGAUCAAAGACUUCGCAAGACGUAAACGUGAAGCAUUGUCUGGAAUGACGUUAUCACUUUACAGUCAACCAUUCUAUACCAGUAAAUAUGGUUAUAAGAUGUGUGCCAGGGUGUAUUUAAAUGGUGAUGGUAUGGGUAAAGGUACUCAUAUGUCAUUAUUCUUUGUUGUCAUGAAAGGUGAUUAUGAUUCCCUGUUACAGUGGCCAUUCAGACAAAAG